AAAAUGUCAGAUAGCUCAUCUGAUGAAGAUUAUCGAAAGUUCAAUAGGAAGGCAAAGAAGUCUUAAGUACGAACAAACAUCUAAGAUCCAGAAUCCACUAAGUUUGCCUAAGAAUUUGCAUAAAAAUUGUUAAAAGAGAGAGGAUGUACAUAGUGUGUAUGCUAAGGGAAGUUGACAUUACAGAAGAAGAGAUGGGAUUCAAGAAACAAACUACUAAAUAAGUGAAGACCACCACUUAUGUACAUAGUAUUGAUUAGGCAACAUUCAAGGAAUUAUAAAAAGAAUUCAAUAAAUGUGAAAAUAUAGGUCAGAUUUGUACCAUUUUAAAAGCAUUAAGUAAUCAUAAAGAAGCCACACCUUAGCAAUAAUUAUAGUAUAAGAUUUAGAGAAGCGAUUUUUUGAUUAAAAAUAGAAUGUAUGAAGAAGCAAAGACUGAAUGUUUUGAAUUAUUAGAGAAGGAAUUAGCAACAUUAGAUAAAGUUAAGGUGUUGUUAUCAUUAUGUAAGGCAUAAUUAGAGACAAAUGAAACAUAUAAUGGAUGUAUGUAAGCAUUGAGAUUAAAAAGCUAUGCUGAAACAGUUAAAUUAAUGCCAUCAUUUAAUCUUGGUAUUUAUGAUCUCACUCCAGAGUAAAUUUAUAAACAAAUAGAUGACAUAUAUUAAAAUAAUAUAUUUAAGAUCUAAAGAGAUAACAAAAAAGUUAUAUCUCUUUUAGGUGUAUAAGGUAAUAGUUCAACUGGUUGUUUGGGUUAAGGAGACUUAACUUAAUGUAGUGAGUUAACUUCAUAUUAGAUAUUUAAAAAUAGAAAAAUACUCUCGAUUGGAUGUGGAGAACAUCAUGUAUUAGUUUUAAUUAGUGGAUGUUCAUGUAUCAAUCCCUAUUAUGUCAGUUAAUGUAAGGGUGAAAAAUGUAAUAAUGGUAAUGAAGUAUUUGGUUGGGGAGAGAAUUUCUUAGGUCAAGUAACUAUGAAUGAAUAAGAUGGAAAUUUUAUUAGUAUUCCAUACAAUAUUAGUUAAUUAAGCAAUAAAAAAAUUAUUGGAGUUCAAGCAUAUAAAAGCACUUCAAUUGCAUGGGAUUCUGAAGGUCGAAUUUAUCAAUGGGGAGCUAAACACAUAUUUAAAAUAGAUCCAAUUGCUGAUAUUUAAUAGAUAAUUUUGGGUUUCAAAUUCGGAGCUAUUCUUGCUAAAAAGUCAUUAUUUAUUAUCGGUGAAUUAGAUGACAAUAUUAAAUAUCCAAAAUUAAUAAAAUUAGCAGAUAAUAUUGAUUAAAUUGCAGGUGGAGAUAAUCAUUUAUUAUCACUCAAUUCAUAAGGUGAAGUAUGGGGAAUAGGAUAAAAUAAAUUUCAUCAAUUAGGAGUCAAUAAUCAUUAAUAAUAUUCAUAAAUCUAAGAGGAAGAAUGCUUUUAUAUUAAUGCUAAUGAAAAUGCUAGUAUUUUUGUUACUUCUGAUGGUGAAGUCUUAUAUUGUGGUUAAGUUAGCAAAGAAAAAGUUAUUGAUUAUCCAAAAACAUUAUAAAUUGAUGAAGAUGUUCAAAUCAUAUAAGCUUGUACAUAUGAAGGGGUAAUAUAUGCUUUGAAUUUGCAAGGAAAGAUAUUUAAAUGGGAUAUUGACAAAGAACCAAAAUCUAAGUUAUUUUUAUCUGCUCCUGUAAGACAACUUCAUCUUUGUAGAGGGAUUAGGCUUUGUGAAUCAACUGCUUUAUAAGGAGAAUGGUGUAAAUUGGAAUUAGAAGAUGAGGAUCAAGAAGAAUUCGAAACCUUUUCAGAUAUUAAUCUUAUUAUCAAUUUAGGAGAUAAAUAUGGACCUUAUGGAAUCAAAUAAACUCACCCAAUCAGAUAUAAUAUUUUUGUUACUGAUGAUUCUGAAAUCACUCCUGAAUAGUUAUUACAUAAAUGUCAAGUUGUUUCAAUGAGUAAGAUCUAGUCAUAAUAAGAAAAUAAAAUUUAUAUUAAUUUGAUGAAUGAUGGUUAUAAAGCUGAGAUUAAGGAGCUUGAAGAACCAUCUAAACAUAAGCUAGUUAUAUAAAUAAAUAAACCAGGGAAUUAUUAAGUUUAUUUAUAUUUGAAUGAAUAAUUACUCAUUGAUUGUCCUUUAACUAUCAAUUUAGUGGCAGGAAGUAGAUAAGAGGAGUUGAUUUAAGCAGAAGAAUUAAAAAAAUAACAAUAAUAAGCAGAAUUAUAAAGGAAACAAGCUUUGUUAUUGAAAAAAUAAUAGGAAGAGGAAGAGAGAUAGAGAUUAUUGAAUGAAUAAUAAUAAGAAUUAUUGUAGAGAUAAUAAGAGACAAGUAAAAUUAUAUUUUAUUUAUAUAGAGAAAAGAGCUGAUGAAAAAUUAUAAUCUUAUUAAUUAAAAAUUUAGGAAGAAAAAAGAUAAAAAGAGGAAGAAAGAUAAUUAAAGAAAGAUUUAUUAACAGGAGGUGGUUUCGAUUUAAAUAAAGUUAAAUAAUAAUAAUAAGAAUAAAAUUAAAUUAUUAAUCCACCUAAGAAAAUUAUUAAAUAAAUCAAUACUGCUCUAACUUAAAAAGUUAAAUAGUAAAUGUAAAAUCUACAAUAAGAAAGAUAAUAAUUAUAGUAAUUAAAUAAUCAAUAAUAAUAAUAAUAAUAAUAAUAAUAAUAAUAAUAAUAAUAAUAAUAAAAACUAUAAAGUAAACCUUAAUCUUAGCCUCAAAAAUUGAAUCCUGUCAAAGCCACUCCUAAAGUACUUCAAAGUAUUUAAUCUACUAAAACCACUGAUAAAGCAUUUUCAACUUAGGAGACCUUCAAAGAAAUGCAAUAAACAGGAUAAUUUAGAAAAACAGAUACUUAAUUGUAAAAGAUAUAAUAAGAAUUCUAAUAAGAAUUUGAAUAGUUGAAAAGAAAGGAAACAAAUAAAUAUAAAAGAUGA
Paramecium primaurelia is the source of this 2880-nucleotide messenger RNA. The record is from the annotation of a GenBank genome assembly. Lineage: Eukaryota; Ciliophora; Oligohymenophorea; Peniculida; Parameciidae.